AUGGCCACCUCCACCAUGUCCGUCUGCUCCAGCAACCUCAGCUACGGCAACAACAUCUGCAUGCCUGCUUCCCACGACUCCUGGCAGGUGGACGACUGCCCAGAGAGCUGCUGCGAGCCGCCCUGCUGUGCCCCCAGCUGCUGCGCCCCGUCCUCCUGUGUGACCCUCUGCUGCAAGCCCGUGUGCUGCAAGCCUGUCUGCUGUGUGCCAGUCUGCUCCUCCUCCUGCUGCCAGCAGUCUAGCUGCCAGCCCUCAUGCUGUGGCUGCUCCCCAUGCCAGGAGUCCAGCUGUGUGACCCUCUGCUGCAAGCCCGUGUGCUGCAAGCCUGUCUGCUGUGUGCCAGUGUGCCAGUCUGAGGGCUCCUCCUGCUGCCAGCAGUCUAGCUGCCAGCCCUCAUGCUGUGGCUCCUCUCCCUGCCAGGAGUCCAGCUGUGUGACCCUCUGCUGCAAGCCCGUGUGUUGCAAGCCUGUCUGCUGUGUGCCUGUCUGCUCCUCCUCCUGCUGCCAGCAGUCUAGCUGCCAGCCCUCAUGCUGUGGCUCCUCCCCCUGCCAGGAGUCCAGCUGUGUGACCCUCUGCUGCAGGCCAGUGUGCUGCAAGCCUGUCUGCUGUGUGCCCGUCUCCUCCUGCUGUGCCCCCGCCUCGUGCUGCCAGCCCAGCUGCUGCUGCCCGGCCUCCUGUGUGUCUCUGCUCUGCCAGCCCGCCUGCCCCUGCCCGUCCUGCUGCUGA
Ochotona curzoniae (black-lipped pika) is the source of this 726-nucleotide messenger RNA. RefSeq names its product keratin-associated protein 10-9-like. Bases 1 to 726 code for a protein of 241 amino acids. The record is from RefSeq and is a predicted model, not a curated record. The transcript has a single exon. Gene Ontology annotation, cellular component: keratin filament. NCBI's taxonomy places the organism in Eukaryota, Metazoa, Chordata, Mammalia, Lagomorpha, Ochotonidae.